Messenger RNA from Tremella mesenterica DSM 1558, 1074 nucleotides. RefSeq lists its product as uncharacterized. The transcript has 3 exons. Lineage: Eukaryota; Fungi; Basidiomycota; Tremellomycetes; Tremellales; Tremellaceae. Gene Ontology annotation, cellular component: mitochondrion. The record is from RefSeq and is a predicted model, not a curated record. The coding region runs from base 1 to 1074 and encodes 357 amino acids. Gene Ontology annotation, biological process: mitochondrial electron transport, NADH to ubiquinone; mitochondrial respiratory chain complex I assembly.
AUGACGUCUUCCCCCGUCAAGGCUUAUCUCGACCGUUCAGUCGCAAUGCUCAGGCGUAAUGCCGUCAAGGUGUUACAGAUGGACAUGUCCCCUAAUCCACCUCCACUUCCCAUCUUUUCAUUCUCAUCCGCAUCGAGCUCUACCUCUCUCACUCCUGUAUCCAGUUUCGCCCUUGGAUCAGAUAUAGAUAUCGGAGGGUUAUCCACCGCCUUCCUCACCCCUGUGACUGCCCCCAGCCUCUCUUCCUCAUCGGCAUCGAUCGCGACCGGCUUUUCACAUGACGAACAUCAUGCAAUCGGCAAGACACAAUCACAAUCACAUGUCGCAUUUCACGGCAACAUGUCACUUGUCGUCCCACAGGCGUAUCAGGGAAGGAUACGGACGGGUUAUGCCGCUUUCAGAAAUAAGACACGUCCUUCGUUAUUUGGAGAGGAGACAUGGGAUUUAAGCAUGUAUACUCAUCUGCGGUUAGUGGUAGGUUACAGAGGAUGGGAAGGAUGGAGAUCGAGAUGGGUGGUGAAUAUCCAAACGGAUGGACCGAUUCGAUCUGAUCUCUUCCAACAUCGUUUACGUCUGCCCCCGACUCCUACCCCUGCGUCCAUACCAUCGGAUCCCCUGGCUCCUCCCCCGCCGAUAUUCACAACCCUCCACCUACCUCUAGCAGAGUUCGUCUUAACAAACUCUGGCCAAACAUCCGCCACCCAAAUUCCCAUGCUUCGGGAAAGGGUCCGUACCAUCGGUUUCGGUCUCCUCGGUGGAGAUCGAGGUGGUGUUGCUCCUCCACCCCCACCGCCCGCCGCUGUGGCAGAGAAACUGAAGAGGUUAGGAGCCGGUGGGUGGGGUGAUGGACCUGUAGAGAUGGAUUCAGAGCUUGAAGAGCUUAUCUCGGCCGAUACCACCACUCCUUCUUCGAUGUUAUCUCAACAUGGGAAUGGUGGGGGUUAUCAUCGUGCAACUUCCCCCUUCAAUGAAAAAUCAGAAAUGGACGAGAUGGUGACUUCGGAGAGUGAAGGAUAUUUCGAAUUAUGUGUGCGGAGUGUUGAUGCGAUCAAGUAUGAUCCAGAGGAAGAGUGA